Molecule: messenger RNA, 1863 nt
Organism: Enterobius vermicularis (human pinworm)
Lineage: Eukaryota; Metazoa; Nematoda; Chromadorea; Rhabditida; Oxyuridae
Source: the annotation of a GenBank genome assembly
AUGAAAGCGGUUGGCAAAGCUGCUGCAUUGACUGGAGAGCAAAAUGAGAACCGUGCGGCACUGAACUAUAUGGUUUCAGUUACAGCAGAUACUAAGCUUUAUGAAAUAGAAAAGCAGUCAAAUUUCAUGUUCGAUCUUUAUCUGCAAGAGGGAUUCCGAGGGCUGGAGUGCAUGAUGAAAUUAAUAGAAAAUCGAAAGCAAACUUUUAGGAAUUUGAUAAAAGAAAAAACUGGUAGAAAUGUAAGGAAAACUCCGAGACGAAGAAAUAAGUUUACUGAAUUAGAACACAAGAUCUGUGCUAUUGCGGUAGCAUUUGAUAAUGAUGAGGAUACUGAUGGGGAGCAAAGAUCUGUCGAAAGAGGAACUGCCGAUCGAAGAUUGAGAGCAGUCCCUAAACAGGCGAGAACUCCUGAUCUAUUUGCGACGCCGGUAAGUAGCAAGUGUCAUGCAGUCCGAAAAACGCCAAGUAGCGCACGUAUGCAGAAAAUGGAUGGUGCUAUCAUAACGAAAAUGGAGGCGACUACACCACAAGAAGCACGCCAGGCGCGUUCUGCUACUCGGUUAGCAAAGAAAAAGACUGAAUUACCUAUUGCUGCUUCUCCCCAGAAACCAUUAAAGCAAAGGGCGAAAAAGUCUGAACUGAUUCGAAAAUUAGAAGCCAAACAAAAAGCUGUUAUUAGUAAUAAGGAAGAGCUAAUCAAAAUCAAGGCUGAGAGGGCACGGAGGGAUCGAGAGGAAAGAGCGCAGCGAGUCUAUCAAAAUAACAAGAGGAAAGAAAUGGAGAGGGAGGCUGCAAUUAGAGCAGUGCGCGAAAGAGAAUUAGCAGUGGAAGAAAUUCGUCGUUAUCAAGAAAGUCCAGUGAAAGGUUUGAAAGCCGUAUCCAGGACAAAUAGCAAAAGUCCAUCACGACUACGUAUGGUCCACGCAACCACUACCAAGGUGCCGUUCAGCUCAGUUGCAGUGCAGAAGCUAGUCAAAGGGAAUUCUCAGUCGCAUGAUGAGAAGGUAACAUUAGUGGCGCUAACGAAACCGAUAAAGCGGAAACCAAACGCUAUGACACCUGUAAUACCUGUAAAACGUAACACAGUUCUAGUAGAGAAACCGAAAGGACUUCAGGAAAGGAUUGCUCAUGAUCGCGAUCUUAGUUCUAACAAGUCACGAGACUCUCAGUCUUCUCAAAAAACGGAAACUGAUGGUUACGCUGGAGCAGGCUGCAUUGAUGGUAUUCGGAAGGAGCCAGGAGUUUCUACAACUCAGCUGCCUUCAAGCACCACUGCUGUAAAUGCUGUGAAAGCACCAAAGCAGCUUAGUAAUUUGAAGGCUGAAGUUAAUGCACCAAAUGAAGUCACUUCUGCCGAUACGAAAAGGUUAUUGGUUACUGAGCAGCCUGAUAAUCAUCAAGGAAACAGCAGGGAUUUAGAGCGAGAAAGGGAAGAAGUUAGAGAGAAAUUGGGAUUGUUGGACUCAUCACAACUAAAUAAUAAGAACCUGAUGAACGUGACUGCCUGUAGCAGUUAUGAAAUUACGCCACCGAAAAAGCCUUCGCCAUCUACAGAGGACAAUUACAACAUUGAUAGUCUUUCAUCAGGCGACGAAACGGAUGAAGAAGAUAAUCCGAAGAAAAAGGUCCCAAACUGGGCGCAACCAAUCAAUCUUCGUCGCGCUUUACGAGAACAAGCCGAAAAGUCGCCACAUGUGAUUGACUUGUUCUUCGGACAGAUCGAAACCCCUGACCUGAAUAAGAUUUUUUCUAUGCAACGGACAAGGUACGCGAAGCGUACCUCGUCAGCACAAUGGAAUUCUCCAUUAGCAAAUCCUCGUGAAGGAAUAAGUGUAUAUUAUGCAAUACAGAGGCAGAAAUAA